CAUCAGAGGUUAAAUGUCCUGCUCUGCACAUACAGAGAUGGAAGUCUUUUGAGUUCACUCUUUGCCAAAGCGUGUGAACGGGACCAUGUUUACUCAGUGUAGAGAUGCACAGGAAUGGUACACUCCCGGCUGGAAGGUAGAACCCAAAUAUUCUACUAAAGUACUUAUUGGAAACUGGCUGGAAGAAAGAAAAAAGUUCAUACGUGACCAUGAGGGAACCGGAGAAAGCACCUACGACCGAGAUUACGUUCGUUACCCAGCUCAGAUUCCAGACCGAAUCGUGAUGAAAAGAAUUAUGAAGCAGCUGGAUGGCCUGCCAAAGAAGUACAUAUUGACCCACCAUGAAGAACCGAGACACCAUCACUUAGUAUCGCAAUAUGACGAUCAAUAUAAUAGGCACGGCUACAACCCUUUGCUGCCUCCGCUUCGCAAAUGGAAUAGACACAAAAUGGCUUGGAUCCCAGAGAAGACAGACUACCCACUUGUUGAACCACCAACCAACUAUGGGCUUUUCGAGCACAUUGUGAAAAAAUGGGGCCAGAAUGUGCCUGGAGGGAUGAACAGCGUCUACAUGGUCUCCUACGUCAAGCCACCUAGUACAGCCUAUAGCGCUCGCCGGCGGCCUGUCGCAUUUCACACCCUUGAGGCCAGUGUUCCUCAGUGGCUGCCACGAAGUUCUGUUUAGUCUCUCUGAAAGGGUGCAGACCAUCCAUGUUUCAGCGCAGAGGUGAAUUAAAUAUUGUAUCUUUACCCAACCAGCUGCAACAAUGAGUGCUUUGUGUCAAGUUGUAAGGGUUUGGAUAGAAUCAUGGGACUGCGGAGUUGGAAGAGAUCCCAGGGGUCAACUAGUCCAAUUUCCUGCAAUGCAGGAAUCUCAGCUAAGGCAUUUGUGAUAGGUGGUUGUCCAAACUCUGCUUAAAAACCUCCAAGGAAUACCAAGUCAUCUACAAAGGCAUUCACUUUAUAUUCCUUCCAACCGACUGAAAUUCCUUUUAUUUUUUCAUUUUUCCUUAUAGUCCUUAGAAAGACUUCCAGUACCAAAAUGAAUAAUAAUGGUGAUGGUGGACACC
Messenger RNA from Podarcis muralis (Common wall lizard), 1070 nucleotides. It is a transcript of the gene CFAP107, whose product is annotated as cilia and flagella associated protein 107. Lineage: Eukaryota; Metazoa; Chordata; Lepidosauria; Squamata; Lacertidae. Gene Ontology annotation, biological process: flagellated sperm motility. The record is from RefSeq and is a predicted model, not a curated record. Gene Ontology annotation, cellular component: axonemal microtubule.